GCAUACGCAUGGACGCGACGACGUCACGCUCCAUGUUUGCGCCGCCGCCGUUGCCGCUCGUGUUAGCUGCCGGCUAAAGCGGCAGUAAGUGGGACCCCGAGUGGGCUCAUUCGAUUCGGAUCUGUGGUGUUGAGUUGCGAGAGAAGCUCGGCGGGAGUUGCCCGCUGCUGGUGCCCGCUCGCUUCCCUGCGAGCCCAGCUUGCUGCGGACACUUUGGGUCCGUUGGGUAGGUCGACAUGGCGACUGACGUGAGCUCACCGCAGCGCUUCUUCCACAUGCCGCGCUUCCAGCACCAAGCGCCGCGGCAGGUGUUCUACAAGCGGCCGGACUUCGCUCAGCAGCAGGCUAUGCAGCAGCUCACCUUCGACGGCAAGCGCAUGCGCAAGGCAGUCAACCGCAAGACCAUCGAUUAUAACCCCUCUGUCAUCAGAUACCUGCAGAAUCGUCAGUGGCAACGAGACCACCGCGACCUGCGAGCCAUCCAACCCGAUGCCGGAUGCUACAAUGACUUGGUCCCCCCUAUCGGAAUGCUGAACAAUCCCAUGAAUGCCGUCACCACCAAGUUUGUGCGCACAUCCACCAACAAAGUCAAAUGCCCCGUCUUUGUCAUCCGGUGGACUCCUGAGGGGCGUCGGCUGGUGACGGGAGCGUCCAGUGGGGAGUUCACGCUGUGGAACGGACUGACGUUCAACUUUGAGACUAUUCUCCAGGCCCACGACAGUCCUGUGCGCGCCAUGACGUGGUCCCACAACGACAUGUGGAUGCUAACGGCGGACCACGGCGGCUACGUCAAGUACUGGCAGUCCAACAUGAACAACGUUAAGAUGUUCCAGGCGCACAAGGAGGCCGUGAGAGAAGCCAGUUUCUCGCCUACUGAUAGUAAGUUUGCCACCUGCUCGGACGACGGCACUGUUAGGAUUUGGGACUUCCAGCGAUGCCAUGAGGAGCGUAUCCUUCGAGGUCACGGUGCUGAUGUGAAGUGUGUGGACUGGCACCCCACUAAAGGUCUGGUGGUGUCCGGCAGCAAAGACAGUCAGCAGCCAAUCAAAUUCUGGGACCCAAAGACCGGACAGAGUCUGGCAACCCUCCACGCCCACAAGAACACGGUGAUGGAGGUGAAGUGGAACACGAAUGGCAACUGGCUGCUGACGGCGUCGCGCGACCACCUCUGCAAACUCUUUGACAUCCGCAACCUGAAGGACGAGCUGCAGGUGUUUCGAGGACACAAGAAGGAAGCCACCGCCGUGGCCUGGCAUCCCAUCCACGAAGGGCUGUUUGCCAGCGGAGGUUCCGAUGGUUCUUUGCUCUUCUGGAAUACGGGGGUGGAGAAGGAAGUGGGAGGCAUGGAGAUGGCGCACGAGGGGAUGAUUUGGAGUUUGGCCUGGCACCCACUCGGUCACAUCCUCUGUUCGGGAUCCAAUGACCACACCAGCAAAUUCUGGACCAGGAAUCGCCCUGGCGACAAAAUGAGGGACCGCUACAACCUCAAUCUUCUACCUGGCAUGUCGGAGGACGGUGUGGAGUACGACGACAUGGAGCCAAACAGCAUGGCCGCCAUCCCUGGAAUGGGAAUUCCCGAGCAGCUGAAGAUCGCCAUGGAGCAGGAGCAGAGUCACAAGGAGGCGGGGCCGGAGGAAAUGUCCAUCCCCGGACUUGACUGGGGUAUGGAGGAGGUGAUGGGCAAGGACAACAAAAGGGUCCCGCAGAAGAAAGUCCCCUAUGCCAAACCCAUCCCAGCACAGUUCCAGCAGGCCUGGGCGGAAAAUAAAGUUCCUUCCAUGCCCCCUUCUGGAGACGGCCCCAAAGAACGCAAGGCGGAGCCCAAAGUGGACGGCAAGAAGAAAAGUCAGGUGGAGCUGGAGCAAGAAAUGGCGGCGCUGCAGUAUACCAACCCCAAGCUGCUGGAGCAGAUGAAGAUGGAGCGCAUUAACCAGAAGAGCUCGGACGGCCCCCAGCAGGGAUCGGGCCCCAUGCCCCCCUUCUCAGGCCCCGCCGGGCAGCAGAACUUCGGUCCUCCGCAGUCCAACAACAUGGGCCCCCCACCUUUAGGGCCCUCUUUCAUGUCUCCCGCUCAGAUGGGUGCUUCGUCUGGGCACGGCCAGGGCAUGAUGGGCCCGCCGGACAUGCAGAGACACCCCGCCACUUCCAGGAACAUGAGCACUCAAGGACCUCACAACAUGGGGCCCGGAUCCAGAGGAAUGCCAGGCCCUCACGGGGGCAUGAUGGGGGCCCCCGCUCGAGGGAUGGGGCCACGGGACCUACAGGGCCCUCCGCCUCAGGGAGGCAUGAUGCAGCCGCCAUCUCAAGGAAACAUGAUGGGACCUCAGGGGGGGAUGAUGGGACACCCAUCCAGGACACAUAAUAACUUUGGGAUGGGGGGGAUGCACGGGCCUCUGCCAAGUAACAUGCAGGCGCCCCCCUACAUGCAGCACCAGGCUCCGACUUCGGGGCCCCCCAUGCACGGGAGGAGUCAGCAGGGCCCCAACAACAAAGACCCCCGGGGGCCGGCCUCCAACCACCACAUGGGACCUUCGGAUCGCCAAGGUGCAGUAGGGCACGAGCACUUCUGGGGGGAUGGACAGCAUAAACCGCAGGACUUUGACGGGGGCCAGGACUUCCACGGCCGAGGGGAGGAGGCCUGGAGACCUGGACCUGUCUAUCCGGGGGCGGCGGGUCAUAGAGUCGGGGCGGGUCCCCGAGGAGGCGUGGUGGUGGCGGCCAACUGGGGUCCCGAAGACCGGCCCCCCCGAGACACGGGAGACUUCAGAGGCCGGCGAGAUGACAGGUUCAGGGGAGGUCCGGGACGGCCCGGAGGUCGAGUCUACCCUGAAGAGUAUGGAGCCCAGGAUGAGGGCUUUGACGCUGCCGAAGACCUGAGGGGCUGGCCCAGAGGUGGGCCCCCGCCUCGAGGAAGUCAUGACGGCUACCGUGACGGACCCCCAAUACACGAUGGCGCGUCCGCGGCAGGCCGUGAGCGGUCGAUGUCUCUGCAGGGGAUGGAUAUGGCGUCUCUGCCACCACGGAAAAGACCCUGGCAGGACGGCCCAGGAACGGCUGACCUCAGAGAACGAGAUGGCAUAGACGCAGGUCGACCUCAGCGGGACGAUGGCUACGGCCCGCCUGUGCGGGGAGCGCGGGGCGGCUGGGGGCCCAGUCUCAGAAGAGGAGGGCCACCCAUGCGCAGCGCGCCAAGGGGCCGCGGCCGCUAGACGACAUGAUCAUGGGACUUCAUCGGCUGCCAAUUUUUUCUUGUCGUUUUUGGGUUUUUUUUGUAAGAAAUUUCUAUGUUUUGUCUUUUCACUGACUGGACAAUAAACACCGACGUGGAAGCUUUGAAUCUUG
Molecule: messenger RNA, 3342 nt
Organism: Hippocampus zosterae (dwarf seahorse)
Lineage: Eukaryota; Metazoa; Chordata; Actinopteri; Syngnathiformes; Syngnathidae
Gene: wdr33
Product: WD repeat domain 33
Exons: 21
Coding region: 237-3209 (990 amino acids)
Cellular component (GO): mRNA cleavage and polyadenylation specificity factor complex
Molecular function (GO): protein binding
Source: RefSeq, a predicted model, not a curated record